Molecule: messenger RNA, 6838 nt
Organism: Anopheles merus
Lineage: Eukaryota; Metazoa; Arthropoda; Insecta; Diptera; Culicidae
Product: serine/threonine-protein kinase ATM-like
Exons: 17
Coding region: 1-6681 (2226 amino acids)
Biological process (GO): deadenylation-dependent decapping of nuclear-transcribed mRNA; P-body assembly
Cellular component (GO): P-body
Molecular function (GO): RNA binding
Source: RefSeq, a predicted model, not a curated record
AUGCCAUCGAGCACUGCAGGCGGCGGGCAGCCAGAGGAGCGCGAUGAGUACGCAAACAUGAUGAGCAAUCGCAACAAGCAGUGGCUAAUCGGGAUAAAGCUGACGCAGCUCAACUCGGACGCACCCUACUUUAACGAUUACUAUUUCACCGUGUACAAGCAGCGGCUGGCAGCGGCGAAGGCGGAGGAGCAUGCCCAGCUGCUGUUACUGUCGCUGCUGUCGAAGAACGGCAAGAGCGGGCUGCUCGGCACGAACCGCGAACGUCGCAGUUCCGAAUCCCGCUCCAACCCGAACGGCGGUAGCGAGGGAAAGGAUGGCUCAGCGCCGACGGGUGGUGGUCGAGCGUAUACCCCGCUCCAAUUUCAAAAUUCGCUCGGCAAGCUGCAGUGCGGUAGUGUGAUAGCGCCGCGAAAGCUCAUCGACGCCGACGUGAUGGGCAGCGACCAGCUGAACGGAAAUGGCGUGCCGGCACUUGAACCGCCGCCCGCCGCUAUCCAGCGCAAAGCUCGCCAUGUGCUGCUGCUUAUCGAGACGCUGUACAAGUUGGUGCUCAAGCUGGAAGAUCUCGGCAAUCCCGUUGCGAUCGAAGCGAUGAAAGCGCUGCGCGAAAAGAAAAUGCGCAAGCGAACCAGCAGCACCGGCAGCGGCAGCGGUGUGGCGUGUUUGUCAGAAGCGGGCGCCAAGAUUGGCAACGCAUUGAUAAUUAAUCCGAAUUGGCUUUGCAUACAACUUGAAACAAACCACGCCCCACGAACCACGAUGGCCUCUUCCUCGUCCAGCAGCAGCAGCAGCAGCAGAAUGUCGGUGAUGGACCGCGACCUCUGUCUGCUGCUGGUGGAGAUGUCGUCCGAGAAGGUAACCGUGCGGCAGAAGGCGUUCAACAAGAUGAGCACCAUCCUGAACAACCGGGAGGACGAUUUUCUCGACUACAUGGCAUCGGAUGCGUUCGAGACGCAGUGGUGCGCGGUGCUGGAUGCGGCUUACCACGGCAUACAGAAGCAGAGCUACGCCAUUACGACCCAGGUGCAGAGCAAGAACCACGACUACGUCGUGGUGCUGCACAAGCUCGUUGAGCUGGCGAUGGAUCGGGAUGCGCCGCAGCUACCGCACAGCCAGCUGAUCGGGUGCUUUGUGCGCGCGAUCAACGAUCAAGCGAUGCGGGACAGUUUUGGUGUGUGCUUUCUGCACGUGCUGAACAAGUUCGUGCUGUGCUCCAAGUGGUGCCUAACGCCGGUGAGCUACGAGCACUGGAAAGAAAUUCUGGACUGCUGUUUAGUGAUGCUGGAUACAGCGCACGUACCAAAGCACUUGGCGGCCAACUGUCUCUCGCUGGCUGUGGUGAAAUUUUUAGCCAACUGCUCGAUGCAAACACUGCUGGCGGACUAUUUGAGCCGGCUGAUUGUCCACCUGCGCCAGGCGGUAAACGAGAAGAAAAGUAACGUUUUAUGCGAUCUGAUAAACAUAGCUUUGUACAUAACAGAAGCGAUAGCGGUGGAUUGUAAGGCGAAGAUCAUUGCAUUCUUGGAGUCGCUCGUUCCAUGCACGGUGAAACUUUACAAGGAAGCAAACUUGCGCAAGGAACAGAAAGUGUCACUGUUCCGGUUGAUGCAUCUGUCGCUGAUAAUGUUGUACCCGGGAGGAAAAUCUCAUACCCUUGCCAAACCACUGACCCGAGACGGUUUGCAGCAGGUCGAGGACGAUGAAGCGCGAAGGAAAACGUUGCGCGAAUAUCAUUACAUACUGACGAGUGAAAUGAAGGCACGGGAUCAGAGUUCGUUCUUUGGCUCGAAUGAGGCCCCUUUUGCUGAUGGUUUCAUUGACUUUGCCGCCCGGUUGUGUUAUACGGUGUACUGGAACGAGGAUAAUUGGAAGGAAUCUAGCGGCGAAGAAACGGCCGCAAAGCGAAACAAACAGUUUAACAAACUGCAAAGCAUCAUGGAGAUGGUCGACAGAUAUGAGGCAGCACUUACUAGCGACGACUAUGCGCAACUGUUGCAACUGUUGUGCAAUGUGCAACCGAGCCUACAAUCGCCGCACGAGCAUGAUGCUUUCUACCAGUGCUGUUCCGUGCUGCUCGCGUUCGAACAAAAGUCAACCCAUCGAUCGUUGAACACAGCGGCGGCCAGCGGUGAAUCGAUUGGCGAGCUUUGGGCCAAAAUGAUAGCCGCUGCGUUCCGUGCCUGCACCAACACCGCCGCAAGAACGUGCGCUAAAUCCAAUCUCCUGCUGCAGCUAUUGAUUCGCCAUCGAAAGUAUCCGAACGUCGGCUUUCUAAACAGCACCGUGCUGGAAGCCUUUUACACCUAUGCCGUGGAGAAGACGAACCUUAACGUCGGCACGGUGCUGUCCAUCCUGGAGACGGUGGGCAACGCCGAGUGUCUCGGCAGUGUCGACGGUGUGCUGACCAAGCUGCUCAACUAUCUCUAUCCGCAGACGCGCGAAACACAGUCGAAAGCGAUACUACACGCAAAGGAGCGGCUGAGCGCAAAGACGCUGGCACGCAUUUCGAUCCUUUGCGUGGUGACUACAUGUUGCGCAAUGGAUGAGACAGAGCGGCACACACACGCCGGAGUGCACGAUACCUUUUACCGGGAGCGAGACGGGCAGUUGCAAACGCUCGAGCAAAGACUUCGCUACCAUAGUUUAGAGGAAUUGCUAGCGUUGGAGCAGCACAAAAAGGAAGGGAUUGAUGCGGAAUCACCCCAAGGCAGCGCACGAAUCUCUUACAACAUAAACGAACCACUGUUUUUGCGCCUGUGUGAGGUAGUAAGCUUCGACAAGCAUAUCCUGCCCGAUGGGAAUUAUUUUCUAGCCGAUGGAUUGGCAUGCAUCUGCGACGAUUUGGAGUUGUACCUGGAGAUGCUCAACAUUUUGCAGCUGCACGCCGCGUACGAUGAGCAGCAGUGCACCAGGAGCCCACUGUACAAAAAGGUUCUGCUCAAGUUCGACCUACUAAACGGUGGAUUUGAGCGGCUGUUGAAAAACGAUGCGGCCUCCACGCUAAAUCUCAUCAAAACCAGGAACCUUGCCGAGCGAUUGUUGGCCAUCUUUCGUGUCCCUUACCAUCCGUCGUCUGAAGGAGGGGAGGAUUCGCAGUGCGUGACCGUGUUGCAGCCGGAUAAACUGGCCACGGAAGAGCAAAUGCAGCGAUGUUUCCUCCACGUCGUAGCGGAAUAUCUGCAGUACGAAGGGCCAAGCCUGAACGAGGCUCACGAGCUGCUGGAUCGGUUGGAACUGAAUGUGUUCAGCAGUUUGGAUUUGUUCUAUCUGUUUGAUCUGUGUCGAAUACUGCUGGCGCAAACUUCCCAUGAGGUGGUGGCCGUAUGGGUACUGAGAAACCUGGUAGAUGUGUGCAAAAACCACUACACCAAUCCUGACAUUACGGAGCAGAUUAUCGAUCUGUACGGUGCUUUAACCGCCUUCGUGAGCCCGUACGAAGACAUGAUCCGCAACGUAACGAUCGUGCUGUACUCGUUCGUAAAACAGUGCGCCAAACACACGUACUCUACCGAGCUGCAGGUGAAGAUACUGGCGCAGGUGAAGUAUCUGCUCCGCGCUUACCCGCAGCACAUCCGUACGCCAACGCACGAGAGCAUCUACAACGGAUUGGUGCCGUUGCUGAGCAGCCCAAGCUAUCGCAUCAAGCUGGAAGCGGUCAGGAAUAUUCUGCACUUCAUGCAGCUCGAAUGGUCACAUCCUGACCUUUCUUCGGUUCCGUGCAGCUUUUACGAGUUUCAGCUGCAACUGUACGAUCAAAUUCAGUUCGAGGAGCUACUAGCGACCGACGGUGGGAUGGACAUGAACGAUGAGAGAAUGAACGUGAUUAGCGGUUGCCUUCAGCUGCUGUUGGGCAUCUUUCGCAUUAGCUUCAUGCUGCGUCGGCGCGCGUUGUGCGAUUUUGUGCUGCUCGUUCAGUUGGGAAGCGUAAACGAUGACAAAAUGGCAAACACCAUACGGCUUAUGCGCACCUCCAGCGAUAUCGACUUCUGCCAGCUGCUUCAAGCUAACCUGGACACCGUACUCGAGCUAUGGCUAACCAAAGGGAAUCGGUUGCUGCAUUUCCCGUUCCGUCUAGCGGGAAAGAUCGCCACGAUCGAAGAGUUUAUCCAACUGUUCAAGAAAAACAUUUCCUUCGUCAUACUCUGCAUGCAGCCGGAACGGUUCGAACAGUUCUGCAAAUCGAUUGGCGUACAGCAGGCAGAAAUGGUGAAGAGUAUACUGCCGAAAUGUGUUUCGUUCCUUCUGCCCAAGUACGCCAAAUGUGAAGGGAUGGCGCCCAAGUAUGAUGCAAUAGCUAGUCGGAUGCACAAAGCACUUGCCCCUAUAAUAAGCACGGUAGAUCUUAAAGAUUACGUGUCGGAAAUUAUCAAACACCUCACCCACCGAUUGAACGAUCACGUUGAGCUGGGCAAGCUGUUGGACCAGGACCUGCCAAGCUGCUUCGUUGCCGAUCUGUCGCUUAGCAAAGCCACUUACUCGACGGCGCUCGAGCACCUGAAACAGUCGGUAUGGGGAUCGCAAUCGUUCAAGUACACGCUGCUGAGCAAUUUGUGUUUUAAAAACAGCUCACCAAUUGAACGCACCCUAACGGAUGUCAAACGCUGGCUUUGGGCGGCUGAUGAACCGGAGCAGAAAAUGGUACAUCUCUUCCAGUACACGGUGUUUCUCGACCAUCUGAAAGAGUACAUCGGACAGCAGAAGGAACGCGCGUUCAAACCCUAUCUCGUGCGAGAUGUGGUGUAUUUCCUGUGCAACUUGUUGUCCUCCUUUCCCGCCCUACGACUUGCCACGCUCAACAGCUUCGGGCGGUUCCUGGAGCACGUGGUCGCAUCUAGCGAUGCGUGCGAGCUGCUCUCGGAACAUUUGCACUUCAUAGUGUCAUCAUUGCUGGAGGUGGAAAAUGUCGAUCCGGCAUCGGAGAUUUCUCAAAAAUCGCUAACUCUGCUACGGUUUCUGAUCUUACAACACUCUGCCGCGUUUGCGGGUGCGAUCGGUAAGCUGAAUUAUCUACCAAAGGACGAACGAUUCGAUCAGUUGCGGCUUGCUAUAUCGCGCCAAAAAACGAUCGGUCAUGAAAAUGUGCUGCCAAGGGAAGAAAUCGCGGCGCUGAUUGAGUUGCCCAAUUUAAGAUACGAAGAUUUGGCUGCGCUGAAGAUUGUGCUCACCACCAAAAAGAAAGAUCUAAAAUUAUUGUGCGAUGAGCUGAGCGAGCAAAGCGCAUCGUCGGGCGCUAAUGGGGAAAGCGUGCUUCAUCGGUUAGUCUACACUUUGCUGGAAGUUGUGCGCAGCUCCCCGUUCGACAAGCGAUCGAUGGAAGCUCUCCGAUGUUUGAGUGAAAUAGGACCGAUCGAUCUGGGAACAAUGCUGUUAAAAUCCGACGCAGAAAUGAUUGCUUACGAUACGAUCAACAACUCGAAGGAAGCAAUCGAACGAUGUGCUGCGGUGCUGCUGAGCGAAUUGAACGAGCUGAUAACGAACAGAAACGUUCCGGUUGCAAACUACGCCUCACUGAUUUGCUACAAAAUGCUGUACGGAAAAACAUUCCAUGCUUUGGCGGCCAAACUACCAACACUGCACCCAUUUUUGGGAACUUCUGCGGAAGAGAUCAAACUCUUCACUCGUACCACCGGACGCAGUUUGUCGUUGCGGCCAAUGCUUGCCAACGAACGGAUCGAGUACAGCGCUUUUGUGCAGCAGCUGUCAGCCGCGUUGCUGUCAUUUUUGGGAAAUACGAUGAUUAAAAAGCUGGCCGAACAGGAAACGACAUUCGUCGAGAAGCUUGUCCCUUUGCUGGUACAGAUAACGAUAAAGCAAUUCGAAGAGUCAAUCAUCGAUAGCAUGGGCAGCUUUAUUAAUGAGUUUUUCAACGGGUUCGCUGCCAUUCAAAAUGAGGUUCACAAUAUUUUCAAUGACCCGAAAGCUAUUCAACUGAUGCUUACCAUCGUGGAGUGUGUUCGGAUACAUAAUCAAUGCUUUCCACAGUACAAAAUUUCCGUUAACUAUCUACGAAUCGCACAAGCGUCUCAAUUCUGUCAGGCACACUUUAAAGCCAUCCUGUAUGGUGACCUCUGGUACCGGGAGGAAGAGGAGCAAGGCAAGCAUGAUGCCAAACGACACCCGGAACUGCAAAACAUAAUGAAAUCAUGCCAUUUGGCGAUCGGCGUAAACGAUGCAGUUAAAUCAUUCCUCAACCCAAUCCAGGAACGGAUGGAAUAUUACCGUCUACAGCAGAAUUACGCCAGAUGCUUGGUUAUGCAAGAUGCAAGCACACCGUGGUCGCAAGAUACCGCCCUGGACAGUGCGGGCACACAGAAUGCCAUCUUGCAAACACUGAAAGACUCCUCACUGUACGGUUUGGCUAGAUCGUUACAUGUCGCACCGCAACAGAUUGAUUACGAGUGUGCCUGGCGGCUGUCCGACUGGAAUGUACUAGUCGACGCGGACGGCGGUGUUGGUCCCAAUGUCCCGAAGAGAGCACCGGCUGCCGGUUCGAGCGCGCUGCUCCUACAGUCGCGAUCCUUCGAGCGAGCGCAUUACAAAGCGCUCAAGUGUUUGCAGCUGCGCGAUGAACUCGCGGUGGAAAGUGCGAUCGUGGCAGCGCAGCGUGCCGUUAGCGAACUUUUCAAGCUUACCAGCAUCGUUGUUAUUAUUGUUUUUAAUCGUAUGAACUGCGGAAACUGAACUACUUGUUGCUUUUGUUUUCGUUUUCGGUUUUGUUCCUUUUUUUGCUUGCUCUCCCUCAUAAUUUGUUUACUCCGCGUUGAUCUGCGUGUUUCCCAAUCACUGUUCACGCUUCGGAAUCGGAAUCCACUAUCCGGUCGUUUGCCUUCGGUGGAAG